GCAUCUCAAUAUCAAGAAACUUCGAGAUGGCCAAGAAUUUGCAAGAUUACGAUUUGGACAUGCCAGUAAGCGGGCAAACGACUGGCCUUCGACAAGGACUCACAGCAUAUGGCGACGCACACUUCUCCCUGUUCUUGCGAAAGGUCUUCAUCAAGGCCGCUGGCUACAGCGAAGAUGCCCUGUCUCGGCCGAUCAUUGGCAUUAUCAACACGCACCCCGGAUUCAAUCCUUGCCAUGCUCAGGUCCCUCAAUUGGUGGAAGCGACAAAGCGAGGCAUCCAUCUCGCAGGUGGCCUCGCGAUCGAUUUUCCCACCAUCAGCUUGCAUGAAUCGUUCUCCUCGCCCACCAGCAUGUAUCUCCGAAACCUGAUGUCAAUGGACACAGAAGAAAUGAUCAAGGCGCAGCCUAUCGACGCAUGCGUCAUGAUCGGUGGCUGCGACAAAACUGUGCCCGCUCAACUCAUGGGUGGUAUCUCCGCCAAAAAGAUCGUUCUGCCUCUGGUCGUGGGACCAAUGAUGCCCGGAUCGUUCAAGGGCACGCGCAUUGGAGCUUGCACUGAUUGUAGAAAUCAUUGGGCAUCAUAUCGUGCUGGCGAGAUGGACAUCGAGGACAUUGCAGGAAUCAACGAUGAGCUUGCUCCUACAGCUGGAACGUGCGGCGUCAUGGGAACUGCCAGCACAACGGCUUGUAUCACGGCCGCGCUUGGUCUCAUGCCAUUUGAGGGAGCUUCGGCGCCUGCAGUGUCCGCUGCCAGACUUCGGGUUGCUGAGCAGACUGGCUCAGCAGCUGUGAUGGCAGUUGACUAUCCAUCAAGAAAUCCACAAAGCUUACUUACACGGGACUCGUUUGUCAACGCCCUUACUGUGCUGCAGGCCAUUGGUGGUUCGACAAAUGCAAUAGUGCACAUGAUGGCCAUAAUCAACAGACACCCCGCAUUGACUGGCACAAUUACACUGCAGACGAUCGAUGAGAUUGGCCGGAACACAGCACUUCUGGUCGAUCUAAAGCCGAGCGGCGACAAUUAUAUGACUGAUUUCCACAAUGCAGGCGGUAUGAAUGCGCUGCUACACACUCUUCGACCAUUACUGAAGCUUAACGCUCGAACUAUUUCUGGUGAGACACGUGGUGAACGCCUGGACGCCCAACCCUUUACUACGUUUCCAUACUCUUCGAGAUUGAUCCGGCCGUUGAGCGAUCCGCUAUACGAGCACUCCGCGCUCGUGGUUUUGAGAGGCAACCUGGCUCCCAACGGAGCUAUAAUGAAAGCGUCUGCAUCCAAAGAUCCUCGAUUGCUAGAAUUCUCCGGGCCCGCAGUCGUAUUUACCGACACGGCAGAUCUCUCGGAACGCAUCGAUAGCGACGACUUGAACGUGACUCCGGACUCUGUCCUGGUCCUGCAAAAUGUCGGUCCUAUCGGAAAUCCUGGAAUGCCCGAGGCGGGCGUAAUACCCAUCCCGAGGAAAUUGAAGGGCGUCAAAGACAUGCUACGUCUUUCUGAUGGUCGCAUGUCAGGGACAGCAGGCGGCACAAUCGUCUUGCACAUCUCUCCGGAAUGUGGUAUCUUGGAGUCGCCGUUUGGUGUCGUUCGUGAUGGCGAUGUCAUUGAAUGCAGCGUGAAAGAGCGACGGCUUCACAUCCGGCUUUCUGACGAGGAGCUGCAAGCUCGGAUUGCUGCACGGAAAGAGGUGUUCUCUGCGAAAAGCAAGCUUGUUACCCGCGGACGCAUCUUGGGGGAGAAGAGACGUGGCUACCGAGUACUUUAUGAAAACACAGUAAAUCAGCCGGAGCAAGGAGCAGACUUUGACUUCCUGACGGCAAAUGGUUCUGUUCACAUGUGAGCAUUGCCACAUUGAGAUGCUACCGAGAUUGCAGACCACCAUGCAUGAGCUCUUGCAAUCGAUCAUUGUUCAGUUCUCCAGCAGUCUCUCGAUCAUCUUCGUGAUGCCGGAAUAAGUAGCCUAUUCAAGUGCAUAAGGCUCAACCACAGCGAUCCCAGUAUUCGCAGGGAUAGUGAUAGCGAUCGGAAAGCCGCCAUAGUCCGGACUCUCACUAGGCAUA
Molecule: messenger RNA, 2058 nt
Organism: Cercospora beticola
Lineage: Eukaryota; Fungi; Ascomycota; Dothideomycetes; Mycosphaerellales; Mycosphaerellaceae
Molecular function (GO): hydro-lyase activity
Source: RefSeq, a predicted model, not a curated record